Molecule: messenger RNA, 9733 nt
Organism: Nerophis lumbriciformis (worm pipefish)
Lineage: Eukaryota; Metazoa; Chordata; Actinopteri; Syngnathiformes; Syngnathidae
Product: receptor-type tyrosine-protein phosphatase S-like
Biological process (GO): protein dephosphorylation
Molecular function (GO): protein binding; protein tyrosine phosphatase activity
Source: RefSeq, a predicted model, not a curated record
GAGGAGGGCAUUGAGGGAGAAGACGAGCUAUCAAUGACAUCCACCAGCUUCGGUGUCUGAGGCCGCCUGACCGGCCACCCCGUGCCCGCACAAGGCCACCCCCGGACGGGCGUGACAUGCUCUUAUCCCCCGCUCAUCAGGCAGACCCUCCACGGGAUUACACUGCAGCCGUGGAAGCUUCCAGCUGCAAAUCCACCCACAUGCAUCUCGCAGACGGCGUAGAAGAAGAAGACGACGGUGCACUUCCGACCGAGAGUGCCUACCCCUGCUGAGUGAAGCCCCGCCCACGCCUCCGCCCGUCUCCGAGCAGCCAUGCGUCCGCACGGCACAGGUGGAGCGCCCGCCCGUUCCGGGAGGCCCAUGUCUGGGCUGUGUCUACUGCUACUGCCUCUCUUCAUGCUGCUCCUCCCAGGCGUGCAUGGAGCACUUGCUCCUCCGAGAUUCACCAAGAUCCCCACGGACCAGAUCGGCGUGUCGGGGGGCGUGGCGUCGUUCGUGUGCCAGGCGGCCGGGAGCCCCAAGCCGGUGGUCUACUGGAACAAGAAGGGCAAGAAGGUCAACUCUCAGCGUAUCGAGGUGACCAUCGAAUUCGACGAAGGCGCCGGCGCCGUGCUGAGGAUCCAGCCUCUGCGAGCGCCGCGGGACGAGAACAUCUACGAGUGCGUGGCGCGCAACAGCGAGGGCGAGAUGUCCGUCACCGCCAAGCUGGCCAUUAUCAGAGAGGACCUGUUGCCGUUUGGCUUCCCGAGCAUCGACAUGGGCCCCCAGUUGAAGGUGGUGGAGCGCACCAGGACGGCCACCAUGCUGUGCGCCGCCAGCGGAACCCCCGACCCGGAGAUCUCCUGGUUCAAAGACUUCCUGCCUGUGGAACCCGGCUCCAGCCAAGGUCGCAUCAAGCAGCUCAGAUCAGGAGCCUUGCAGAUCGAGAACAGCGAGGAGACGGACCAAGGGAAGUACGAGUGCGUGGCCACCAAUUCUCAAGGGGUGCGCUACUCGUCGCCGGCCAACCUCUACGUGCGAGGAGCGACAGACACAUUGCGCCGCGUUCCCCCUCGUUUCUCCAUCCUUCCCUCCAACCACGAAAUCAUGCCGGGAGGGAGCGUCAACAUCACCUGCGUGGCGGUGGGCUCCCCCAUGCCGUACGUGAAGUGGAUGGUGGGCAGCGAGGACCUGACCCCCGAGGACGAGAUGCCCAUCGGCCGUAACGUGCUGGAGCUCAACGGCGUGCGGGAGUCGGCCAACUACACCUGCGUGGCCAUGAGUAGCCUGGGCAUCAUCGAGGCCACGGCUCAGGUCUUAGUCAAGACCUUGCCAAAACCUCCUGGCACGCCCAUCGUCACAGAGACCACAGCCACCAGCGUAACCAUCACCUGGGACUCUGGCAACCCCGACCCGGUCUCCUACUACAUAAUCCAGUACCGAGCCAAAGGCCCGGACAGCAAAUACGAGACCGUGGACAGCAUCACCACCACGCGCUACAGCAUCGGCGGGCUGUACCCAAACACAGAGUAUGAAAUCCGAGUGUCAGCCUUCAAUAGCAUCGGUCAGGGACCGCCCUCUGUACGCGUGGAGGCCAGGACGGGAGAGCAGGCCCCGGCCAGCCCGCCUCGAAACGUCCAGGCCCACAUUAUUUCACAGAACACGGUGAUGGUCCGCUGGGAGGAACCGGAGGAGCCAAAUGGGCAGGUGAAGGGCUACCGCGUGUACUACACCAUGGACCCGUCCCGGCCCAUGAACGAAUGGAAGAUCCAUAACGUCCAGGACAGUGUGAUCACCACCAUACAGAGCCUGGUCACCUCGGAGACCUACACCAUCCAAGUCCUGGCCUUCACCUCGGUGGGAGACGGGCCCUUCUCCGACCCGGUCCAUGUUAAAGUCAUGCCAGGAGUCCCAGGUCAACCGGGUAAGUUUAAAAUCGGGAGGGUGACGGACACCAGCAUCGAGCUGACCUGGGAGCCCGCCUACACCAAGGAGGGCAUCAUCAACUACGAGCUCCUUUACAAACCUGUCAAGUUCGGCAGUCUGGAAAAGCUGACGUUCGGCCCACGUAACUCGUACACGGUGGAGGGUCUGAAGGCCAACACGGAGUACUCCUUCUCCCUGGCUGCCAUCUCCAACAAAGGCAUCGGAGCGUUCACCAACGAGCUGGUGCAGAGGACGUCACAAGCCAACGUGCCGAGGAAUUUUUCCGUCAACCUGGCCACCAGGACCAGCGUUCUUCUGACCUGGGAGUUCCCGGAGAGCAGCAACCCGUACCGCUUUACUGUGGAGUACAACCGGCAGAAGAUGGAGGUGGACGCUCGCCUGAAGAAGGCGGUCAUCCCCAACCUUCAGCCCGACACCAGCUACGACUUCAAGAUCACCGCCCCCGAAGGCAACAUGGGCGGCCUUCGCCACCGCAUCACGGCCAAAACCUCCCCGCCGAUCACCAUCCGCCGCCCUGAGAUCGACCACACCCGCGACACGGAGACCACGGUCACCAUAAUCCUGCCCUCACUGGAGUCUCGCACACCUGUCAAGAAUGUUUAUGUGGUUGUGGUUCCACUGAGGAGAGCCAGAGGCGUCAUCAGACACCUGAAGAGCCCGGAUGAAAUGGACUUAGAAGAGCUGUUAAAAGACAUCAGUCAAAAGCAGAGGGACUCCCGCCAGCAGAAGCAGAUGGACCUGCGCCGCGCUUACAUCACGGCCCGCUUCACACCCGCCACCCUGCCAGCCUUCUUCACCCUGGGGGACCAGCUGGACUACGGCGGCUUUGAGAACCGCGCCCUGGAGCCCGGGCAGGAAUACGUCUUCUUCAUCCUGGCGGAACUCAACUCCACCACCGGGAAGAUGUACGUGGCCAGCCCCUACACUGACCCAGUCAUCGCCCCGGAUUCAGACCCCCAGCCCCUGGACGCAGGCGACGGUCUCAUCUGGGUGGUCGGACCCGUGCUGGCGGUGGUCUUCAUCAUCUGCAUCGUCAUCGCCAUUCUGCUCUACAAGAACAAACCUGACAGCAAGCGUAAAGAGUCUGAGCCGGGGACGAAGAGUCUGCUGAGUAACGCAGAGAUGAUGGCCCAUCACCCUACAGACCCCGUGGAGAUGAGACGCAUCAACUUCCAGACUCCAGGAAUGAUGAGCCACCCUCCCAUCCCCAUCAGCGAGCUGGCGGAGCACAUCGAGCUGCUGAAAGCCAACGACAACCUCCGACUCUCCCAGGAAUACGAGUCCGUCGACCCCGGUCAGCAAUUCACUUGGGAACAUUCCAACCUGGAGGUCAACAAGCCCAAGAACCGCUACGCCAACGUGAUCGCCUACGACCACACCAGAGUCAUCCUGGCGCCCGUAGAAGGUGUCCUGGGAAGUGACUACAUCAACGCCAAUUACGUGGACGGUUACAGGAAGCAGAACGCCUACAUCGCCACCCAGGGCCCGCUGGCCGAGACGUUCGGGGACUUCUGGAGGAUGGUGUGGGAGCAGCGGGCCGCCUCCGUGGUCAUGAUGACACGCCUGGAGGAAAAGUCACGGAUCAAGUGUGACCAGUACUGGCCCAGUCGGGGGACGGACACAUACGGGACAAUCCAGCUCACCCUGCUGGACACCAUGGAGCUGGCCACCUUCUGUGUGCGCACCUUUUCCCUCCACAAGAGCGGCAGCAGUGAACGGCGAGAAGUGCGCCAGUUCCAGUUCACCGCUUGGCCGGACCACGGCGUUCCAGAGUACCCCACCCCCUUCCUCAACUUCCUGCGCAGGGUCAAGACCUGCAACCCUCCGGACGCCGGUCCUAUCAUCGCACACUGCAGCGCCGGCGUCGGCCGCACCGGCUGCUUCAUCGUCAUCGACGCCAUGUUGGAGCGCAUCCGCCACGAGCGCACCGCCGACAUCUACGGCCACGUCACGCUGAUGCGCUCGCAGAGGAACUACAUGGUGCAGACGGAGGACCAGUACAGCUUCAUCCACGAGGCGCUGCUGGAGGCGGUGGCCUGCGGGAACACGGAGGUGGCGGCCAGGAGUCUCUACUCCUACAUGCAGAAGCUGGCCAAGGUGGAGAACGGCGAGCACGUCACCGGCAUGGAGCUGGAGUUUAAGCGACUGGCCAACACCAAAGCCCACACGUCCCGCUUCGUCACAGCCAACCUCCCCUGCAACAAAUUCAAGAACCGGCUUGUCAACAUCAUGCCCUACGAGACCACCCGCGUCUGCCUCCAGCCCAUCCGAGGCCUGGAGGGGUCGGACUACAUCAACGCCAGCUACAUCGACGGUUACAGGCAGCAGAAAGGCUACAUCGCCACCCAGGGGCCACUGGCAGAAACCACAGAGGACUUCUGGAGGAUGCUGUGGGAGCACAACUCUACCAUCGUGGUCAUGCUGACUAAACUAAGAGAGAUGGGCCGGGAGAAGUGUCACCAGUACUGGCCAGCCGAGCGCUCGGCCAGGUACCAGUACUUUGUGGUGGACCCCAUGGCCGAGUACAACAUGCCCCAGUACAUCCUGCGGGAGUUCAAAGUAACAGAUGCCAGGGACGGGCAGUCCCGAACAGUCCGCCAGUUCCAGUUCACCGACUGGCCCGAGCAAGGUGUGCCCAAGUCGGGCGAGGGCUUCAUCGACUUCAUCGGCCAGGUGCACAAAACCAAGGAGCAGUUUGGCCAGGAUGGACCCAUCAGCGUUCACUGCAGUGCCGGUGUGGGUCGCACGGGGGUCUUCAUCACGCUGAGCAUAGUGCUGGAGAGGAUGCGCUACGAAGGGGCGGUGGACAUCUUCCAGACUGUCAAGAUGCUGCGGACACAGAGGCCCGCCAUGGUGCAGACCGAGGACGAGUACCAGUUCUGCUACCAGGCCGCCCUGGAGUAUUUGGGUAGCUUCGACCACUAUGCAACAUAAGCCAAGACAUGACGGGCACCAAGGACGUCAAACACCAACCAGGACUUUCAAAAGAAAACAACAAAAAAAAGAAACAACAACAACAACAACAACAAAUCCGUGCUCGACCCUCCAUGUGUAAUCAUAUCUUACCUCAGUGUUCCAGUGUGAAGGGCGUAUAAUCAUGCAUACUGUACGUGAGUGACGGGCGUAUAAACUUGCAUACUGUACGUGUGAGUGACGGGCGUAUAUUCAUGUGUCGUGGUCCGCUAUGUCCAAUAUGAAGCAGUGAAAUACAGGAAGAGGAAUUGUGUAGAAACGCUAAAAAAAAACCCACACAAAGAGCCUGGAUAUUUGCUGCACCCUUAACGGGCCUUUUUACCCUGGACUUUGUACCUACUGGUCUGGUGUCGUCCCUAUUGGUGUCAUUUUUCGCGAGGUCUCCUCCCAAAAGGGGGCCGGCGUGAGGACCACCCCCAAACCCCGCAGGAGACCCAAGAUGCACAGGUGCCAAUCGACUAUGGUAUGGAUUGACUCGGAAUAUUCCGGCGCUUUUUGACCACGCUUGCUUUGCUGGACUGGCUUGUAAUCGCUCCUUCGUCGUCCUCUUCUUUUUUUUGAGGCCGGGUGCCACCGCCUGGGCUCCAAAUGGUGGCUUAUUGACAGGCUUGCUCACGAAAGACUUCCCCUUUUGUUUGAUUUAUUGUCAUUAUUGUCAUCGCCUUACGCUGGUUUGAGUUCCAACACACGCCGCUUUGCUCACACGGUCACACCGCUUACCUUUGAAGAAGAAGAAGAAAGCCCCUUCCCAAAGCCAGCUUACUUGAAGUCCACCACGUGGCGAUUAAUCAAUACCGUAAUGACCCGAAUAUAAGUCAACCAUCCCAUUUAUAGUUGUUUUUUAAUUACUUCCUUGAUUGUGCAGCAGUUUUCUUUUGUUUUUUUUAACCCGAAGGUGAGUGACAGGAAGAAAAGCUCUGAUGCGCUUUGGACCCCAAAUACAAGACACUUGUUUCCGAGGGUAGUGGUUCUUUAACUCUGUUUUACCAAAAUUGUCUCUCCGAGUACCACCGUAAUGAGCAACAUUCAAAUACAGUAGCGUAGUAGGCCUUAGUACUCGUUAAAAAAAACAAGGUAGAUUCAACGUUCCCUCUAAGGUGCGCGCCUACGAAAUAAAAUCCAAUCUGAACUAUAAACAAAAUAAACAUAACUAUUUAAUCUGUAGGAUUUUGCAAUGCGACUGUGAGUGACAGCUGUACAACGAGCCGCCCUAACGGAUAAAACAAUGUUUGCGACGUCUUUCUCGGACAUCAAUUCCAUCGAUCACUUUUACAGAGCUAAAACGUUUUACUUUCAGUCGUAAACACAACAAAAACACUCUAUUCUAUUUUUACAUCUCAUUGUGCAACAUGUGAAUGUUUUAAGGGGAAUUAAAUGAGAUCUCUGAAAAGGGGUACACAUUCUUCCCAAAGUAGGACCCCCACCCAGACACGCUGGUACAUAGCUCAUGAAAAACGAGAUUUUAUUUUAAUCGUAAAUUAGAAAAUAAUCUCAUGAAAAUGACUGCCAUCAUUUGAGUAUCAUAAUAAAACAAUGAUCGUCAACACUGUUAUUGUGACGGAGCAAAAAACGUUUUAUUGUCCUAUUGUCGGUCGUAACCACAACAAAAACAUGAGUAAAAAACUAAAUAUUUAGCAAAACUGGUCAUUUUGUGCCGUACAAACUGGGCCAAGACCAACUCUUUGUCAUAUCAGCCACGGAUGCGUUUAGGUCCAGCCAAAAAGUGGGACAACUCCAACACUACAUAAAGUGAAAAUGCCAGGUCGUUAUUAAGAAUGUUAAUUUACGGAUAUUAAUCAUGAAAUUCUCAUAAAAUUUUACAAACAGAAAGUUAAAAGAAUGUGUACACUCUAUCCUAUUCUUACAUCUCAUUGUGCAACAUGUGAAUGUUUUAAGGGGAAUUAAAUGAGAUCUCUGAAAGGGGUACACAUUCUUCCCAAAGUAGGACCCCCACCCAGACACGCUGGUACAUAGCUCAUGAAAAACAAGAUUUUAUUUUAAUCGUAAAUUAGAAAAUAAUCUCAUGAAAAUGACUGCCGUCAUUUGAGUAUCAUAAUAAAACAAUGAUCGUCAACACUGUUAUUGCGACGGAGCAAAAAACGUUUUAUUGUCUUAUUGUCGGUCGUAACCACAACAAAAACAUGAGUAAAAAAACGACUAUUUAGCAAAUCUAGUCAUUUUGUGCCGUACAAACUGGGCCAAGACCAACUCUUUGUCAUAUCAGCCACGGAUGCGUUUAGGGCCACACAAAAAGUGGGACAACUCCAACACUACAUAAAGUGUAAAUUUAAGGUCGUUAUUAAGAAUGUUAAUUUACGGAUAUUAUUCAUGAAAUUCUCAUAAAACUUUACAGACAGAAAGUUAAAAGAAUGUGUACACUCUAUCCUAUUCUUACAUCUCAUUGUGCAACAUGUGAAGGUUUUAAGGGGAAUUAAGUAAGAUCUCUGAAAGGGGUACACAUUCUUCCCAAAGUAGGACCCCCACCCAGACACGCUGGUACAUAGCUCAUGAAAAACAAGAUUUUAUUUUAAUCGUAAAUUAGAAAAUAAUCUCAUGAAAAUGACUGCUGUCAUUUGAGUAUCAUUAUAAAACAAUGAUCGUCAACACUGUUAUUGCGACGUCUUUUACGGAGCAAAAACGUUUUAUUGUCUUAUUGUCGGUCGUAACCACAACAAAAACAUGAGUAAAAAAACGACUAUUUAGCAAAACUAGUCAUUUUGUGCCGUACAAACUGGGCCAAGACCAACUCUUUGUCAUAUCAGCCACUGAUGCGUUUAGGGCCACGCAAAAAGUGGGACAACUCCAACACUACAUAAAGUGUAAAUGCAAGGUCGUUAUUAAGAAUGUUAAUUUACGGAUAUUAAUCAUGAAAUUCUCAUAAAAUUUUACAGACAGAAAGUUAAAAGGAUGUGUACACUCUAUCCUAUUCUUACAUCUCAUUGUGCAACAUGUGAAGGUUUUAAGGGGAAUUAAAUGAGAUCUCUGAAAGGGGUACACAUUCUUCCCAAAGUAGGACCCCCACCCAGACACGCUGGUACAUAGCUCAUGAAAAACAAGAUUUUAUUUUAAUCGUAAAUUAGAAAAUAAUGUCAUGAAAAUGACUGCCAUCAUUUGAGUAUCAUAAUAAAACAAUGAUCGUCAACACUGUUAUUGCGACGGAGCAAAAAACGUUUUAUUGUCUUAUUGUCGGUCGUAACCACAACAAAAACAUGAGUAAAAAAACGACUAUUUAGCAAAACUAGUCAUUUUGUGCCAUACAAACUGGGCCAAGACCAACUCUUUGUCAUAUCAGCCACGGAUGCGUUUAGGGCCACACAAAAAGUGGGACAACUCCAACACUACAUAAAGUGUAAAUGCCAGGUCAUUAUUAAGAAUGUUAAUUUACGGAUAUUAAUCAUGAAAUGCUCAUAAAAAGAUUUUACAGACAAAGUUACAGGAAUGUAUACACUCUAUCCCAUGCUUACAUCUCAUUGUGCAACAUGUGAAGGUUUUAAGGGGAAUUAAAUGAGAUCUCGAAAAGGGGUACACAUUCUUCCCAAAGUAGGACCCCCACCCAGACACGCUGGUACAUAGCUCAUGAAAAACAAGAUUUUGUUUUAAUCGUAAUUCACGUAAAUUAGUAAAUAAUCUCAUGAAAAUGACUGCUGUCAUUUGAGUAUCAUAAUAAAACAAUGAUCGUCAACACUGUUAUUGCGACGUCUUUUACGGAGCAAAAACGUUUUAUUGUCUUAUUGUCGGUCGUAACCACAACAAAAGCAUGAGUAAAAAAACGACUAUUUAGCAAAUCUAGUCAUUUUGUGUCGUACAAACUGGGCCAAGACCAACUCUUUGUCAUAUCAGCCACUGAUGCGUUUAGGGCCACGCAAAAAGUGGGACAACUCCAACACUACAUAAAGUGUAAAUGCAAGGUCGUUAUUAAGAAUGUUAAUUUACGGAUAUUAAUCAUGAAAUUCUCAUAAAAAGAUAUAUUUUACAGACAAAGUUACAGGAAUGUAUACACUCUAUCCCAUGCUUACAUCUCAUUGUGCAACAUGCGAAUGUUUUAAGGGGAAUUAAAUGAGAUAUCUGAAAGGGGUACACAUUCUUCCCAAAGUAGGACCCCCACCCAGACACGCUGGUACAUAGCUCAUGAAAAACUAGAUUUUAUUUUAAUCGUAAAUUAGAAAAUAAUCUCAUGAAAAUGACUGCCAUCAUUUGAGUAUCAUAAUAAAACAAUGAUCGUCAACACUGUUAUUGCGACGUCUUUUACGGAGCAAAAACGUUUUAUUGUCUUAUUGUCGGUCGUAACCACAACAAAAACAUGAGUAAAAAAAACGACUAUUUUGCAAAACUGGUCAUUUUGUGCCGUACAAACUGGGCCAAGACCAACUCUUUGUCAAAUCAGCCACGGAUGCGUUUAGGGCCACGCAAAAAGUGGGACAACUCCAACACUACAUAAAGUGUAAAUGCCAGGUCGUUAUUAAGAAUGUUAAUUUACGGAUAUUAAUCAUGAAAUUCUCAUACAAUUUUACAGACAGAAAGUUAAAAGAAUGUGUACACUCUAUCCUAUUCUUACAUAUCAUUGUGCAAAAUGUGAAGGUUUUAAGGGGAAUUAAAUGAGAUCUCUGAAAGGGGUACACAUUCUUCCCAAAGUAGGACCCCCGCCCAGACACGUUGGUACAUAGCUCAUGAAAAACAAGAUUUUAUUUUAAUCGUAAAUUAGAAAAUAAUCUCAUGAAAAUGACUGCCAUCGUUUGAGUAUCAUAAUAAAACAAUGAUCGUCAACACUGUUAUUGCGACGUCUUUUACGGAGCAAAAACGUUUUAUUGUCUUAUUGUCGGUCGUAACUACAACA